CACAUUUUGGGUAGGAGUAAUUAUCGUUCCCCAUGGCCCUCACUCCCCAUCUCUGGAAACCUUGGGACCUGGCUUAGGGAGGUGGGUACAGUGGUCCCUCAGUUCCUGAGGGAUCAUUAAAACGGGAUACAACUUUCUUGACUGUCUCACACAUUCCUGAACUUCUCCCGGUCCACUAGGCCCAUCGCAACCCACCUGGGGAACCCCAAGAGCGGCGAAAGCUUCUACAGUAUGGGAAUUUCGUGACGUUCCCUGCCUAGGCUUCGGGGAGGGAGGGGGGAGUACUGCAAGGGGCCAUCGCGCAAAUGCGGCCUUGGCCUCAGCGGAAACGACUGGCCUCACCUGGACGCGGGGACUUCAGGAGGAGGUGCACCGGGCAGGCUGGACGAAGCAAAUCCAUGUGUUCCAGCCAGCUUCUCUACCCAAUUCCGAGACUUGUGCCCCCUGCCGCCCCGCCCACUUGGGGGUGGGUGGGCACUUUUCUUCACUCCACUUUGACACUUUGCAGACGCUCCCCGGCGCCGGGCAUGGGCGCCGCCGCCGCCGUCGGUCCCUGGGCUGGAUUCCGCGCGCGGGUGGUGCCUCUGAGGCGCUCACCUGCUGGGCCUGGAGGAAGCCUCGUUAUGAAUGACCGAAGCAGCCGUAGGCGGACAAUGAAGAAGGACGAUGAGGCCUUCGAGAUCUUCCCCUUCGACGAGGCGCCCCACCUAGACUCACAGAUCUUUUACAGUCUGAGCCCCUCUCAGGGGAACUUCGAGGAGCCUCCAGAGGCCGCAUCCCCCACCUUGGCCCUGAUGAACGGUGUGAAAGCCCAGCUGCACAUGGCCCUAGAGAGGAAUUCCUGGUUACAGAAGCGGAUUGAGGACCUGGAGGAGGAGAGGGACUUCCUGCGGUGUCAGCUGGACAAAUUCAUUUCCUCUGCCCGGCUGGAUGCAGAGGACCACUGCCGUGUGAAACCUGGGACCCGGCGGGUUGACGGGGACAGCCGCGCUGGGGAUGGGGGAGAGGCCUCAGACCCUGAAUCACCAGCCUCCUCGCUCAGCGGGAUAUCCGAAGAAGGCAGCGCCAAUGAGAGGAAGAGGCAGAAGCAGAAGGGAAGUGCUGGUCGGAGGCGCUUUGGGAAGCCCAAGGCCCGGGAGAGGCAGCGGGUGAAGGACGCCGAUGGGGUCCUCUGCCGCUACAAGAAGAUCCUGGGCACCUUUCAGAAGCUGAAGAGCAUGUCGCGGGCCUUCGAGCACCACCGUGUGGACCGCAACACGGUGGCGCUGACCACGCCCAUCGCGGAGCUGCUCAUCGUGGCCCCGGAGAAGCUGGCCGAGGUGGGAGAGUUCGACCCGUCCAAGGAGCGCCUGCUCGAGUACUCGCGCCGCUGCUUCCUGGCGCUGGACGACGAGACGCUCAAGAAGGUGCAGGCCCUCAAGAAGAGCAAGCUGCUGCUGCCCAUCACCUACCGCUUCAAGCGGUGAUGUUGCCGCCCCUCCCCCGCAGACCGCUAGCCGCCGGGGCUGGGCUCCAGGGGCUCGGCCGGGGCCGGACGCUGCCCUUUCCGAGUCCCGGGCUCUGCCCCUGACCGUCCGGUGCCCGCCGUCUUCACCCCCGUAUUCCACGUGACACAUAGAAUUAUUCAGAGAAUUUAAAUUAAAGAGACGUGAAAAUUUGGAAUAAACUGGGUCUCAGCUCUUCCUGAAGCGGGACACGCCUUGAGGAGGCAGCCGUCAUCACGGAGUCCGGGAUGGGGACAGUCAGGCGGGAGCAGCG
Molecule: messenger RNA, 1758 nt
Organism: Castor canadensis (American beaver)
Lineage: Eukaryota; Metazoa; Chordata; Mammalia; Rodentia; Castoridae
Gene: Ccdc106
Product: coiled-coil domain containing 106
Cellular component (GO): nucleoplasm
Source: RefSeq, a predicted model, not a curated record